AUGCGUCUCUUCCAGUUCUUCGCGCUCGCGGCCGUCGUCGCCCAGGCCUCGGCAGCAUCCAAGUCUACCGUCAAGACCCGCCUGAAUGGCUGGUUCAAGUGCACCGACUUCACUUUCUCCGACGAAGGAAGCUCGACCGGGCAGUACACCGAGUGCGCUACCUUCAAUGCGCCCUUGUGCUACCCUGGAAUCUGUAAGACGCCAAAGUUCGCCGAUCCAACCAUCGACGUGUUCGUGAAGCGCAUGCCGGCCACCAACGCCGACCUAAAAACCGCUACGAACGUUUGGUUUCUGGAAGGAGGCCCCACUUCAUCCACUGCCAUGGAAUCUUCUAUGAUUGACGCUACUACCACGGGAUCUCCGUCCGGUAAGGCCUUCGACUCGUCAGAAGUUCCGGCUUGUGCUCAGGAACUGCAACAUAAGUACGGUGACCUCGCUGCCUUCUUGGUGACAAGCUCCGCCACGGAUUUGGCGAUCUUCAUCGCCAAGUAUACGAACAGUGCCAAUACCAUCUUGUAUGGUGGCAGCUACGGGACACUGUUUGUGGAGCGUGUGAUGCACUUGAACCCCCCGAAGGUAACGGGGUACGUUUUGGAUGGCGUCGCCACAGCGUCGGGGGCUUCAGCGGACAAGUUCUUCUACAUGUCCAAACGUGACGUUGAUUUUGGUAUCGUCGGCGACCGCUUCUUGGCGCUGUGCGCGGAAGACGCUACGUGUAGCAGUCACUUCAAGAAGCCCAACACGCUGCCGACAGCCCUUCGAGGCUUGGUGAAGGACUUCGGCAAAGACCCAAACUCGACUUGUGCGAGUCUUUUGAAGGACGUGAAAAAUUACGGCGAGGUUCCACCUUCGGCUACCCUUACGCUCAUGCUUGGCACGAUGCUGAUGGAUGAUGCGCUACGGAAGCUCAUUCCUCCGGUCGUUUACCGCAUGAAACGUUGUGACUCGAAUGACGCUGAGGUUCUGCGCCAAUUCAUCGCACACUACAACACGUACGCCGGCGCAACCUCCCAAGACGGCGCGUUCGACUCCCCUCUUCUUUCCAACCUCAUCGAUUACUCGGAGAGUUGGGAGCGCCCGCAGCCUGCGCAGGCUGAAAUGGAAAAGCGAUUCACGAACGCCCUGACUUCUGCUGGAGCAUACGCGCAGUCUGAGGAGUACUGUGCCUUCCCCAAGGAAAAGUCCAAGGCGUGCGACGAAUUCAACGUCGGCAACUACCCUGCGAAACCCAUCACCUACAAACGCGACCAGUACUGGAACAAGACCGCCACGAUCCCCAGCCAGGCCAGCGUGCUGCUCCUCAGUAGCAAACUGGACGCUCAGACGUUGCACGAGUACGCCGAGGCGUUGCUGGAGACGCUGGAUGGAGACCAAAAGGAGAUGGUCACCUUCAACACCUCUAUCCACGGUGCCCUCGUGUGGACCUCUUUGGAUUCGGGUAGUACUUGUGGCGCGAAGAUCCUGGCUUCGUAUGUGAAGAACAACGGCAAGCUCAAGGGGCUGGACAAGUCCUGCGUGGACGAGAUGCCCGCGUUCAAACUGACGCUCCCCGUCGAAGAUCAGACCAUGUACUUCAGCACCGAUGACGUGUAUGAUGGCACCUUCAACUCCAGUCUGGGGCAGUAA
Messenger RNA from Phytophthora sojae, 1626 nucleotides. RefSeq lists its product as hypothetical. NCBI's taxonomy places the organism in Eukaryota, Oomycota, Peronosporomycetes, Peronosporales, Peronosporaceae. The record is from RefSeq and is a predicted model, not a curated record. Bases 1 to 1626 code for a protein of 541 amino acids. The transcript is spliced from 3 exons.